AGACUAAAGAAUAACUUUAACUCGCGGUAGGUAACACCUAGGGGAGAAAGGCCAAUCUCAGGAAUACGAAAACAAGACACGCGGUUAUCUUUACGAGGUUAGCGAGAGGUAACUACAAAAGAAGUCUUCUCAAAAUACGGUGCUCUUAACGAGAGCUAUAACUAUGACUGGACUACAAACUGGCAAUUCAGACUGUGAACUUUUACGAGCUGUGUCACGAUCCAGCACUGAGAGCUGGGUGGCGUCUGGUUAUAUUGCAGAAUGGAUGAAGCUUGAUUGGUUGCACUCCACCUGUUCCUGAGCUGGCUGAUUGUGGCAGAUGGGGAACACCUGUUGCUCCUUCUGCACUGCUGGGCUGCCCUAAAAGGAGAGAAGAUGGUGAGAGAGGGGGAGAGCACUAACUAGGCCUGGCAGCAGCCAGCCUGACAGUUUUCUAUGGAGAGUUUCUACGCUGAACUUGCUGUAGCUGGAUCAGGAGCCGACUGAGGAUGUUCAGGCAUCUGAUUAGGAUGUUUCCUGGGUGCCUCCUUUAGAAGAUUCCUGGGGAACUUGGAGAAGACCCUGGGGUAGACCUAGAACUCCCUGGGAGGAAUUUAUAUCUCAUCUUGCCUGGGAACGCCUUGAGAUCCCCCAGGAGGAGGAUGGAUGCAUAGAUGUAGUGAUGUAUUUCCUGGUAGGACAAUAUGUAUUUAUUUACACAAACACUUUUUGACACUUACACAAACAUGAUAUAGUUAAUUGGUGAGGUUUAGAAGUGCUGAUAGCUAACCAGACAAAGCCAGACUCACUGUUUCCCUCUUAGCUUUAUGCUAAGCUAACCAGUUGCUAACUGCAGCACAAUAUUUACUGUAUAGAUAUGAGUGCAGGACUGAUUUCCCGCAUUACUCUCUGCAAAGGAGAGUAUUUUCCAAACUGUCCGACUAUUUCUUAGUGGUGCAAGUGACUAAUUAAAUGAUGCACUACCCGAAUUGUUGUAUAGUUUUGGUGCUAAUAUGAAAACUGACAUAUGCAAAUAAAAAUAAAAACCACAUAUGUAGAGUAGAUUCCUUUGUGACUAAUAUACUAAUCUUGAUAAAUCUGUCUGUGUAGCAGAGGUUAAUGUUUGUAUUUAGCUGUAGCAAUAGAUACAGCUCUACAUGGGUCCAUUUUGGCUCUGCUGCUCUCUUUACGAUGGCUCAAAGUGCUAGUUAAAGGAAUUCUUGGUUCUCUGCCAAAUAGGACAAUUAUAGGAAAAUCACGAGAGAGGUUGUUAAAGGAUAAGUUUAACAAUAAUAGUAACUGUAAUGUGACUGGGCAUACACAGGUAUAUGGUCAAAAGGUGAGCACAUUAUACAGUCUAUGAUAGUUAUAUAAAACAUAGAUACAAUUUAUAGAGUCACAAAACAAGUACUUGUGCAAUUAUUACAGUUUUUCUCAGUCGCUUUGGUAUAUUUCUCGAAUCAUCCUCGACAUUUGCAAAACAGUAAGUGCAUUUCUCAGAACAAUUUGUACAAAUAGCAAAACACCAUGGAUUACCUGCAAAAGCCAGUCUCAUGCUGAAAAUCCUUAGUUCAUCUCUCAAAAGUAAAUAUCUGUGUCAAUGAACAUGUCAGUGCCAUCAGAAUGACAAGUCUUUGUGUCAUUGUGUGGAUAACACAGUCAGAUUGCUUAGUCAUGUCAUUAUAACAGUGUACUGUGGAGGAAUAUUCUGAUGUAAACUAUGGCUAAAGUUUUGAUGACAAUUAUUGUAAAUCAUAAGUUACACCUUAGUGUAUGUGGGAGAUUGAUUGCAAGAGACUGGACAAGAUUCACAUUUACGCUUUUACUGUUUGUGUUGCAAUUUGUCAACAGACCACGUCAUUGCAAUACAGAAAGGAAAACAGCACACAUGGCACAAAGAAAAAGCAAAAAAAUAAAAGUAGAAAUGUGAACAUAGGACAAUCUCCUUGGGGAAAACUGUACAUGCAGUGCUGUAGGAAUUACAGUGCCGUCGUUCUACACCUCCUGAUGUUCCUGUCUGUUGGGCCACAGGUUCUCAUCCACAUCACAAAUAUCUUCUCUUGCGUCUUUGAGUGAUUUCAGAAAACCCAAACCCUUCACACAUUUCCCUUCGUACAGAAAUUCAAGAUUCACCUGGGAGCAAUUUACCAAUUUAGGACAGAUUUAGAACAAACUCUAAUGGAAAUGUAAAGAAAUAUCCUUGACAUAUUUUGACAACUUGUUCAACCUUUUUGCUUGUAAAGACUUAUACGAUGAACUAAUGCCUAAAUGUUGUGGAGGGUGAGACUAUUCAACAGAGACCCAUUAUAAUACAUUUUGAUUGACAUGACAUAAGCAAUUCAUAAUGUAGGAAAAAGCAGAGAAUUGUACAGAAUCAUUUGCAUGGAUGUACCAAAGCAUUUGCAGCUUGUUCAGAGAAAUGAGAAACUGCUUUUUUGAUGUGCACAAGUGACACAAUGAUGUGAAGACUGAACAAAUAGUUUUGAGAAUUUCAAUUCUGAGCUGAGAAAUGUACCAAAGAGACUGAGAAAAACUGUAAGUGAAAGUGUGAAAUUCUGCCAUCUCCUGGCUGAGUUUAGAAAAACACAAAAUAUCCAGACUGGCUGUAUUAAGAGUUACCUCAGUACAGGCACAAAGUAGUCAGAUUACAAUGUAGAAUUAGUCAAUUAUAAGUCAACGGCCGGCAGAGAAAAUAUUCUUUUGGUGAAUGUUUGAAAGUACUAUCAGAAUGACAAUAAGUAUCAAAGUUAAGAUACUCAAUUUAGACCCACAUGAAUGUCACAUGAUUAUUUAUUGUGCUAUAAACCAUAGUUACUGAUAGAUUAAUGUGUAAACAGCCAGAAUAUAAUGUUGUACUUGGUCAAUAUGGAGUUAAUCUAAUGCAUUUUUAUGCUGAUGGAUGCUUUAAUUUAUGACAAUGUACUGCAUUUAAUGGGCACAUGACAUAUUUUGGUGGUAAAAUCUUAACCGUGAAGUGACUAUCUAAAAUGUAGUGGAGUAACAUUUAACUCGGACAUGUAGUGCAGUAGUGGCAAUAAAAUAGUAAUAAUAUGCAAAAUAAAGCACUAGCUGAAACCACCUUUCACUUUAACCUUUCUUCCACUUCUUUCAGACUUGGCACGAAUCAUAUCAGACCCACUACAAGUCCAGAUGUUGCAACAGUCCAUUUUCACUGUCUGAUUUUGUCUGUCCUCCUACAUCUAUCUGCUUUCUGUUGGUCCACAAAGCCCACAAAGCUCCAAAAGACAGUGGAGUGGAAUGUAUAAAUAGAGUCUGAAGUCCUUUUGCCGGCGAACAGGCUGUUUAAUGUCAAUGAAUGCUCCACCCAUCGGUUCAUUCUUAAGAGAAGGAUCGUCAGGUAUAAAGGCGUACUUGUUCUUUGAAGAGGAAACAACCUGAGAGGCCUGAAUAGAGUUGUCUUCUCCUUUAAAGGUGUGGGCGGGGAGCAGAGUUGGGUUUCAGUGUCACCACCCACUUUUCUAUUCUCGCACACUGUAGUUGAGUCCAGUCACAGUCCAGAGAGCGGCUGUGGGCUGUCUAUGUAUAUGUCUAUGUGUCUGUGUGUGUGUGUGUGGGUGUGUGUGUUUGGAUCCAGCCUCAAGCUUUCCGGACUGACUAUGAACUUAAGCGCCAUCAAUGAAGAGCCGCAACACGACACACCACAGGGGAACUUCUACGGCUUGUCCACACCUUUUCCAAAGGUCAUUGACCCCUGAGAAAGGAUUGCUUGACUUCUGUUUGUCAAAGAAACUGAUUUUUCAUACACUGGAUGAGCACUUUUAUCAACUGAGGAAAUGGCCAAGGUGUACAAACUCUAUGUAGGAAUAGUAACAGCCCUGGCCUUAUGCAAAUACUGCCUGGCAGAGGGGAAUGCCACCGACGAGUCUGCCAAUCGAACUGUGCCCCACUGUCAUCGCCAUGGCGACACAGACAAUUGUACAGAACAGUGGAGUGGCCACUUCUCAAAGUGUCCUGAGGAACUGCAGAACUACUGCAUCCACGGGGAGUGUCGUUACGUGGAGGACCAGAACGCACCGUCCUGCAGAUGUUGGUUUGGUUAUGACGGCCCCAGGUGUGAAUUUGUGAUCUUGGACCCGUUGAUAGACAAUCGACAAAUCAUAAUUGGCUGCACCAUUGCAGGGCUUGUGCUGAUCAUUCUUCUCAUUGUUUUCAUCUGCAUCUGCUCACAUCGUAGGUGCAGAUUGUGUCGGCGGAGAGGAAGACGGAGGGAAGAACCGAGGAACGGCACAGAGAAGCUCAGCAUGAUGGACACCGGUGCGACACACACGACCUUAACUCCAGACUCAACAGAACCACUGCACACCAACUCUGUGUGAGGAAUCUGGGCCAACACAUCCACAAGUUUGGGAAGCGUUUAUGCAAAGCUGCUGCCUUUUGUCUCGAAGCGAUGGCAGUGAACUAUCAGAUGUCCCUGAGCAGCACUGGGGCCUCAGAAGAAGGACAUUUCUGAAUAGAGAGUCAGGAGUUUGUACCUCUCCUUUUAACAAACAGCCUUGUCUGAAACGACAAAGAAGAGGACUUCCUGAAGUCAUAAUGAGCACAAGUUGGAGUGUUUAGCUGCUUGUUUGGUGGCAAGGAUGUUUUUUUUCCAACACUGAAGGGCAACAGGCACUUGUAGCCUUUCUCUAAGUGCUGCUGACUGCAUGGCGCUAAAUAAAUUGUUGCUAUGUUGGAAAAGCUGUGACACCAGCUGGCAGCUGGUGGUAACAGUUGAUCAGGCUGACCAGUUACUGGUCUGUGUGGGAGACACUUGGAAACCAAAAAACAAGGAAAAAGACUGAAGGAGGAUAAGACACUACUUUCACUUUAGAGAAUUCUAGUCACUUAAAUAAAUGUAUAGAAAUAUGAAAUCUUACAAGUAACAGCAGCUGCUGUUUAGUAUCUUUGUGUCAUUCUGUGCUAUUUCUAAUUUGCUUACUGUUAGUUUUGUUUUAGUGUCACUUCAGAAAAGCACAGUGUUUUGAUAUCUGCACCACAAACUCAACAGUUUGCAUCACUUCCUCCUCAAUCCACUAAAUUGGCUCCAUUAUCCCUCUGAACCCCAAGCACUUCCUGGAUGUUUAUUUACUCUUGUCUCCUUUUAAUCACUGGGGGUCAUUAUUUUCUGCAGUAUAAAAUCCUGCACCUCAGUGAAAACAGCACAAACAAGGCUAGAAGUGGACAGAACUCAAAAAAUGUCUUCUGUGCGGUAUGAUACAGUUGGCACAAAUGUAAAAAAAAAAGCUUUUUCUUUUCUUUUUAUUAUUUAUUCAAAAAAUACAACAACAAUAAUCCGGAACCAACAUGUACAGCAUUUUUCCAAGAGCACACAAGUGUUACCAAAACUAGAAAAAAGAAAAAACAAAACAAAAUAUUGGCUUCACAUUCUACAGAUAUUUUAACACUUCCAUUUCUCAUUUGUUUUCAUAAUUGUCUGCUGCUAUCUAUUCUAUGUGGAAACAAAGUCUGCAGUUCAACCCUGCUUAGAUAAAAAUGCUCAGAAUUUUAUCCUUUGACUAUUUGUAGAGGCCAACUUAGUUAUUGCUUUUCUGUUGUGCCAAAAACAAAUAAUUGGUUGGGAAAAAAGGUUAAUUUUUGGCCCUUUUUCAAUGAAGUGAUUUUGAUGAAAUAUCCCGAUUUUAGCCUUAGAUUUGGUUACGUUUUCUGAUGAAAUGACAUGUCAAACAUAAUUAGUUCGAGGACUGUCGGAAAGUUAAAAAUCCAUAGAUUUUUUUCUGUUUGUACAGUUUCUGGCUCUGAUAAAUGUUGUAAUUUUUUCAUUUAAAAAAAAAAAAAAAAACAAACAAACCUAACAUGCAUUUCAAACCUGCCGGCAGGUUUUGGGGUUUAGAGGGUUAAACUCACACAGAAUAUUGUUACUUGCCAACAUUAGCAAUGCAAAAAGAGCCUUAGAUAUAUAUUAAAGGAUGCAGUUCUGGACUCCUGGGUUGGAGGAGGACAAGGAGAACUUGUGCUGGAGGCUUUUUUGAUCUGUAUAUUUGGAGCUGGGAAGCUUCCAGGCUACAGAGGCAGCCUGUGUGCAGAGACUGAAGUGAAAGUGCUCCACUGUGAGACAGUUUCCAAACUGAGAGCCUUCCACUGGGCUUUUAAUGUGUAUCUGUACAAGUAUGAACUCGAAAUGUAGUCUGAGGAGAAUUACGACAAAGUCAGUGAAGCCUGCUUCUCCUGUUAAUAUGUCACAUAUCAAUAAAUGCCUAAUGUCCUGUGUA
This is a messenger RNA of Amphiprion ocellaris (clown anemonefish), 6209 nucleotides long. RefSeq names its product betacellulin, epidermal growth factor family member (gene btc). The coding region runs from base 3774 to 4316 and encodes 180 amino acids. Gene Ontology annotation, biological process: epidermal growth factor receptor signaling pathway; positive regulation of cell population proliferation; positive regulation of mitotic nuclear division. The transcript has 6 exons. NCBI's taxonomy places the organism in Eukaryota, Metazoa, Chordata, Actinopteri, Pomacentridae. The record is from RefSeq and is a predicted model, not a curated record.